This is a messenger RNA of Hypanus sabinus (Atlantic stingray), 2625 nucleotides long. RefSeq names its product G protein-coupled receptor 18 (gene gpr18). NCBI's taxonomy places the organism in Eukaryota, Metazoa, Chordata, Chondrichthyes, Myliobatiformes, Dasyatidae. Bases 254 to 1234 code for a protein of 326 amino acids. Gene Ontology annotation, biological process: positive regulation of Rho protein signal transduction; phospholipase C-activating G protein-coupled receptor signaling pathway. Gene Ontology annotation, molecular function: G protein-coupled receptor activity. The transcript has 3 exons. The record is from RefSeq and is a predicted model, not a curated record. Gene Ontology annotation, cellular component: membrane.
CAAACAGCAGACUGCUUUUUCAGAACUCUGUUCAAACAGACAUGAGCUAAAGAGGAACACAUAUUUCCUUUACAUUUAAUUGCUCGUUCAAUCUGACCUUUACAUUCCGCUGGCUACUUAAGCACAGAUCUUGCCUGUCCAAAGAACCACAUGCAGUGAAACUGCAAGCCCCAACCGUGAAUGGAGAAGGUGAAAUAAUUACCCUAUCGAUUCCACUUUCCUGUCUAUGAAGAUCUCAAAAAGCAUUUAAAAAAUGCAAUCACAAAAUAGCAGUCUGUUUGCACACCAGCCUCUUGAGUUUAGAAUAGGUGCAAUUACCUUCUAUGCAAUUAUUUUCACAAUCGGGCUUUUCGUAAAUGCAACUGCAAUCUGGGUCUUCAGCUGCACCACUAAGAAAGGCACAUCUGUCAACAUAUACAUGACGAAUGUGGCUCUACUGGACCUCAUUUUCAUAUUACUGUUGCCUUUCCACUUAAUUUACUACAGUAAGGACUACUGGCCUUUUGGCGAUAUCUUCUGCCGCAUCAGUGCUGCCCUCAUCAUAUUUUACCCCAGCAUCGCCCUGUGGCUUUUGGCUUUCAUCAGUGUUGACCGCUACAUGGCAGUAGUGCAACCUAAACACAGCAAGGAACUUCGUAACAUUGGCAAAGCUGCAAUAAGCUGUGUUGGGAUCUGGGUAAUGACAAUUAUCUCUGUUCUUCCAUUCAUGUUUUCCAAGAAUGAUCCUGACAGGAUUUCUAAUUUUACAACCUGCUUGAAAAUGCUUGACAUUAUUCACUUGAAGGAAGCCAACAGUCUCAACGUCAUUCGAGUGAUUUUGUUCUUCCUUCUUCCCCUCUUUAUUAUGAUCGGGUGCUACUGCAUUAUCAUCAACAGUCUCAUAAAAGGAAAGACCUCCAAACUGAAGCCAAAAACAAAGGAAAAAUCAAUUAAAAUAAUCGUAACACUGAUUGUUCAGGUGCUUGUUUGUUUUGUUCCGUAUCACAUCUGCUUCAUUUUCUUACUAUUAAAUCAUAGCCAUAGUGAUUUCAAUGCCUGGGCUGCCUUUACAACAUUCCUGAUGAACCUCAGCACUUGUCUGGACAUGAUUCUGUACUACAUAGUUUCAAAGCACUUUCAGGCCAGAGUCAUCAGUGUCAUCUACUAUCGGAACUAUCUGAGGAGUGUACGAAGGAAGAGCUUCAAAACUGGAAGCUUCCAUUCUCUGAGCAACGUCAACAUUAGCAAUAUGUAAAUUAUGGAAUAUGGACAAGAUAAAUGUCUGGUCUUGUGUUUCAGUAUUUCCAAGUACUUUAUAAACAAGUACAUUUUUAUUUUUGUGUAAAUGCAGUAAUUGAAAUGCCACUGCAGAUAAUCAGCCAGUUUAAGCAUUCAUAAUGUUGUUAAUGAAUCAAAAAACUUUGGUCAGAAAACUAGGUGAAUAUAUUCAGAUAUUCUCAAUAAAUGCUUAUCCUUGAAUAUUUAACAAUGAAAUCACUCUGCUUUGUAAUUUAACAACUUUGCCAUCCUAUUACUAGAUCAUCAAUUCAAAAGAUGCAUAAGCUAUACACUGUUCUGUAUAGUUCAUAUCUUGAAUAAUGGGAUAUAUAUCUUGCCGGAAUGAGGCAUUGAGUGGAAUCUGGACACAAAUGACAGCAUGUGAUGUUAAUUGCCAUUGUUGCUCCCAGUAGAUCCAACCUAAUAAAUUAUCUUCAGCAAGGCACAGGGAAAACAUCUGAACUUGAAGAUGAUACAGAUAUGAACAAGAUCAAACUCUAUUGAGAGUGGGUCCAGUUAUUUUUUUCUUGCUCAUGUCGAGGUCUUGAAGCCUUGGAAUAAAAAAUGGAAGCAUUUGAGAACUACUUGAAAGCGUUGAAGAGACGAGGUUGCUCAGACAUGAGGGGACUCAGUCCUAAGAAUGCCAUUGAAUGUCAAGGACAGGUCGUCAAAUUCUCUCUUGAUGAAGACAGGCAUUUCCUAGGAUUUCUGUGGUCUAAAUGUUACUUUACACUUAUCAGCCCAUAUCUGAAUGUUAUGUAGAUCUUGCUAUAUGUUAAUGAUGAGAAGUUGCAACUGGAUUGAAUGGUGUACAAUGUCAGAAAACAUUCCAACAACAGUCCUUUAAGAUGGAAGGCAUGUUUCUGAAUCAAUAGUGAAAAUACUGUCUUGAGGACUCCUGUAGCGAUUUAGCACAAAAAAUGCUGGAGGAAAUCAGUAGGCCAGGCAGCAUCUAUGGAAAAAAGUAAACAGUCAAUGCUUUGGACCAAGACUUUUCAUUGAGUCCUGAUGAAGAGUCUCAGGCAAAAACGUCAACUGUUUACUCUUUUCUAUAGAUGCUGCCUCUUUUGCUGAGUUCCUCCAGCAUUUUGUAUGUGUUGUUUUGGAUUUCCAGCAGCUGCAGAUUAUCUCCUGAAUCAGAAUGAUGAGCAACAACCACACCAUCUGCCUUCAUCCAAGAUGUGACUUCAAUAAUUGGAGUGAUUUCCUUUUAAUACUGAUUGACUUUAGCUUUACAAAAUUCCCUUGAUACCACAGUUGGUUAAGUACUGCUUUGAUGUCAAGGUAGUCACACUCACCUCUCCCUGAAAUUCACCACUUCAGCGAAUGCUUGGGCCAAGGCUGUAAUAAGGUCUGGAGCAGAAUAGU